This is a messenger RNA of Vicia faba (fava bean), 1062 nucleotides long. Lineage: Eukaryota; Viridiplantae; Streptophyta; Magnoliopsida; Fabales; Fabaceae. The record is from the annotation of a GenBank genome assembly.
AUGGUUGUCGUCUAUGUCCUUUUUCGUCCAAUAUCAAGAUAUUAUUACAAAAAAGUAAACAAAGUGCUCACAGAAGUACUAUGGUUGGAGCUCAUAUGGCUAGUUGAUUGGUGGGCAGGCGUUAAGAUUGAACUAUAUGCAGAUUCAGAAACUUUUAAAUUAUUUGGUAAAGAAAAUGCACUUCUAAUCUGUAAUCACAGGAGUGACAUUGAUUGGCUUAUUGGAUGGGUUCUAGCUGAGCGUAUGGGUUGCCUUGGUAGUACCGUUGCCAUUAUGAAGAAUGAAAUCAAAUAUCUUCCUGUUCUAGGUUGGUCAAUGUGGUUUGCUGAUUUUUUGUUUCUGGCAAGAAAUUGGGCUAAAGAUGAACAAACACUGAAGACAGGUUUUGCGCAGCAAGUGCGCAAUCCGGUGCCUUUUUGGCUGGCUCUUUUCGCCGAAGGAACUCGCUUUACACAUACAAAACUUUUAGAAGCUCAGGAAUUUGCUAGGUCUAGAGGAAUGCCUAUACCGAAAAAUGUUUUGGUUCCUCGUACUAAGGGUUUUGUCACAGCUGUGAUGCAUACGCGGACAUUCGUUCCAGUCAUUUACGAUGGCACGUUUACAGUUUCAAAGACUGAACCUUCACCUACAAUGUUGAGAAUAUUUCAAGGCAUUCCUUGUACGGUGAAGGUUCAAGUUAAGCGGCACAAAAUGGAGGAAAUUCCGGAAACAGUCGAUGGCAUUGCACAGUGGUGCAAAGACCUUUUUGUCGCCAAGGAUGCUUUACUGGAGCAAUACAAUACUACAGACAUAUUCAGCGAAUUCGAACUUCAAGAAAGUCGCCGACACAAAAGAUCUAUAAUGGUUGUGCUAAGUUGGUCUUGUCUCCUUGGCUUCCUUCUUUACAAAUUCUUCAAAUGGUCUUCGCUCAUGUCGACGUGGCAAGGAAUUUUGUUAACGGUGGUUUUCCUGAUCAUUGUGUCGGCUGUUAUGGAAACACUCAUUCAUUCAUCUCAAUCAGAAAGUUCUAAACCUGCUUUACCUAUACAAGACCCUAUCAAGCAGAGGCUUCUUCAGAAAUGA